CCGGAAGUGGCGCUGACGUCGCUGUGCGUGCAGGCGGCUGCGUCGGGCUGCAGGAGAAGAUGGCGGUCUCCACAGGAGUUAAAGUUCCUCGUAAUUUUCGCUUGUUGGAAGAACUUGAAGAAGGACAAAAAGGAGUAGGCGAUGGUACGGUUAGCUGGGGCCUUGAAGAUGAUGAAGAUAUGACACUUACAAGGUGGACAGGCAUGAUUAUUGGGCCACCAAGGACAAAUUAUGAAAACAGAAUAUAUAGCCUGAAAGUAGAAUGUGGACCUAAAUACCCAGAAGUUCCUCCAUCAGUUAGAUUUGUAACCAAAAUUAAUAUGAAUGGAAUUAAUAAUUCCAGUGGAAUGGUGGAUGCACGGAGCAUACCAGUGUUAGCAAAAUGGCAAAAUUCAUAUAGCAUUAAAGUUGUACUUCAAGAGCUAAGACGUCUAAUGAUGUCCAAAGAAAAUAUGAAGCUUCCACAGCCACCAGAAGGACAAACAUACAACAAUUAAUUUUAGUGGAUCUCAAACUUGUCUUAAAUCAACAACCUUCUACUCAUGUUAAUGUCUUGAUUAAAUAUCACAAUGCAAAAUACCCACACAUUAAGUAAAAGAAUUCCAGCUGGUAAACAUGACCUGGACAUUUGUAAGAAUAUAUUUAAUGUAUGUACACCAUUAUGUUUUCCGGUUACAGGAGGAAAAAUGCAGCACAAUUUUUCUUUUUCUCUUGUUAAGGCACUAUCAUUUAAGCAUAAACCUGGAGUACUCAAAAUAGAAUUCAGGUUUACAAGAUGAAAGCAUGGAGAGAAGAAUCAGACGCUGUGGAAGCAUGUGUGUUUCUGAAAAGUAAAAACAAAUUUCAAGAGGAAAAACAGAAAUGGCAUGCUUUGUCCAUCUUACUUAGUGAAAGAGCUUCAGUUGAAAUUGUCUAAAGUAGCAGGUACAAUGAAUAUUGUCACAAAUUGUGUUAAUUUUUGAAGCAGUGUGCGUGCUGACUACUAGUAGUAUCAAAAAAAUGUUCAGGAUUGUUUUGAUACCUGUAUUUAUAAUAAAAAAUGUUGUGGGGGAGGUCGAUGAAUUUCUGUUAAAAGCCGUUCCUGUGUGUUACAUGUAACAGACAUGGUAAAUACUUGUUUACAGUCUUUGACAAACCAUGCAUUUAAGUGAAAUCAACAAAAAGGAAAUAGGUGUAUGGGUAUGUGAUUUUGAGAUUAAAGUUAGUCUUAAAAUGUAAAUAAAAUGUGGAAUAUGUCCUCAGAAACCGUGCCAUUUCUAUUAUAUUGAUGUGGUAUAUGUAUAGUACCUUGCUGAGGUAGCAAAAAUUGGAAUUAUUGUAGCUAUUCAUCUAUAAACACCUUUAUUAUCCUAUUUUGUAUACUUCUUGUGAAUUAGAAUUUGCAGAGUAUUUGAGACGACAAAUUACCUAAUUGGUUUAAUUUCAUUUUUGGAGGAAGAGGAAUCGCAGGUAUUAUAUUUUAAAUUUUAGUUGGCCAGAAGUACUAUUUAAAAAUGUUUGGAUUCUAGCAGUUCUUAUAGAGUUAUAAAUUGCAAAUUAUCCAAAUACACAUUCCAUUCUCUUUGUAACUUUUUUUUUCUAUAAUUUUCUGUGACAUUUCUUCCCCCAAUGCUUCUAAUUGGGAUUAAUUUUAUCCAGUUUCUCUUAACCUCCACUUUGACAAAUAGAAAUUCUUAAUUGAAAGCUCAUUUAUAUUCUCCCUUUACCAAAAUGACUCAAGGCUUUACGUCACUGUUUUUCAUUUCAAAGCAUAUACUACUUUGGGUAUACUACUUUGUUAAAAAUGUUUUUUUCUUACGAAUUCCCUGAAGAACAUAGAAGGGUGGUCAGGUAUCAAGGACAAAUUUCUUAAAGAUUCCCUGAUAUGUUUUUUUUAUCAAGUCAUUCAUAGUUACAGCUCUGAGCUACUUUUUCUUGGUUAAUAAUACAUGAAAGUUAGUGACAGUUUGUCUAAACUUACUAAUUUCAACAUGGCUAUUUUUAAUUAUCAAAGAUGUCUAAAAUGCUUUCAGAUGACACAUAGAAAUGAUAUACCCACAAAUUAGUGCAUGUGUAAUUUAUUAAAGUAGGUUUGAAAUGAAUUAUUAUCUUGGCAUACUUUCUUAAAAAUUUUGAAUUGUUGAACUUGAUUUACAGUGACUUCAUAUGUAAAACCAUUACUGGUAGUCUAAAUUAGUCUAACAGCUUCUUUUCCACUUUGGAAAUGUGUCUUGUCAUACAGUGUAGCUAAUAACCAUUUGAAUGUUAAAUUAUAUUGGUAGGCUGAGAAUCUGGGUACCUUGAUCACUUAUUCUCUUUCCUUUUCCCAUAUCCACUAUUGUGAAGGGUUCUCCCCCCAAGUAUAUGUUGUUUGAGUUGGCUGAGGGUGUUUAUUUCCUCUGUUUUGUUUUUGGGACUGUGGAUCUCUGCAGAAAUCUGCAUGCUAAUUAGUUUCCAAAGCAGAAUCCAUUUUGCAUGUAACAAUCAAGAUAUACAUGGCAAUCUAAAACACACUGGUUGAUUAUAGAAAGAGCUAAUGUAGAGCUGCUCUUAAUUAUAGUAACAUUUCUAAGACCGCAUUUUGAAGCAAUCUUUCCUUUGUUUUCUAAAGUGGCUAGGGUUAUAGGAGUGUAUGGUAUUAAAUGAACUGUAAAAUUGCCUUUGAAAUUUGUUUAAAAGACUAGCAGUUGCGACCCUAGGGGAUGAUCAGUAAAUUUAAUAAAGAUUACAAAAAUGAAAUUCUUGUCCUAUUAGGUCAAUGUUAUGCUUUAAUGGUUUUAGUUACUAGUUUUCAGAAUUGCUGGUUUUAACGUUUUUUCUAAUAUUUUGAAGUGAUGGCAUUUGUUUAUGGGUUAAGUGUUAAUUUUCAGAAUUACGGAACAUUAACAUUUGUAAGGGUAGUGCUGUAGAAGAAAUGUAUGAUUUCAAAUUAUCCUUUUAAAAGAAUUUAUCACACUUCAAUUUGAGUAAGUGCUUGGAGAAUACAUUAGUUUUACUUACAGCUGGUUUAUUAAUCUGGAUUACUUAAUGCCAAUUCAUUGAUUUAAAUAUUUCCCACUAUGUGUGUUUUUAUUGAUAAAUACAUGUGAAAUUAAUAUUGUUUUGAAAAUUUAGAGGAUACAGCUGGAAAAUAUUAGUACAUGAUCCUUAAUAGAUUCGGUGUGUACAGCUUUGGAUAGUUUUGGUAGGUGCAUCAUGGAAUUACAGUCUGGUCAAAACUAUGUUAACCCUUUUAAUGAGCACAUUACUAUGUUCUUACAUACAGUUUAAAGAAUGUAAGUACAUAUAAUAAAGUCUAGUAUAAUGAAUAAUGUGAUUGAUAGGUGUUUAAGGAAUUUUUUCCCCGAUUUCAUUUUAGAAGUAUUUUUUUAGACCUAUGUGUAGAAUCAUAGUAUUGUUUAUUGCUGGGAAGGAUCUAAAAGGCACUGAGUUUACCCCUCUGCUAAGUGUCAGUGUAAUUUUCCAGUAUCAACUUGAUUCAUUUUUGGUUAUUUUCACAAAAAGAUUCCAAUUAUCACAAUUUUGGAAGGUAUGUAUAUUUUGUAUAUAAAAUAGGAACAUCAUAAAAAGGAGUGGAUGCACUGUAUUACAGAAUUGAUAUGAGCAUUGGCAGUUAAUUCCCAUCCAGUACUGUGUUUACUAAAAAGUGGGAAAUGUAUGGAAAUAAAAUAUCUUUUAUGCCUUA
This is a messenger RNA of Lontra canadensis (Northern American river otter), 3664 nucleotides long. It is a transcript of the gene UBE2V2, whose product is annotated as ubiquitin conjugating enzyme E2 V2. The record is from RefSeq and is a predicted model, not a curated record. Bases 60 to 497 code for a protein of 145 amino acids. Gene Ontology annotation, biological process: protein K63-linked ubiquitination; DNA damage tolerance. Lineage: Eukaryota; Metazoa; Chordata; Mammalia; Carnivora; Mustelidae. Gene Ontology annotation, cellular component: nucleus. The transcript is spliced from 4 exons.